Molecule: messenger RNA, 570 nt
Organism: Bathycoccus prasinos
Lineage: Eukaryota; Viridiplantae; Chlorophyta; Mamiellophyceae; Mamiellales; Bathycoccaceae
Exons: 1
Coding region: 1-570 (189 amino acids)
Source: RefSeq, a predicted model, not a curated record
AUGGGGAUGAUGAUGCUUUUCGGUGGUUUUUUCUCCGAAACCGAUGCAGUUUUUGCAUCUUCUUUGUCUUCUGCAAAGAAGAGAUUAGUUAGCGACGGAUACUCGAUAGAGUUGGACGAAAAGUACACCGCGGAAGAAUCAAAAGGGGUGUCGACAUCAACACAAACAAUUAAAGACGAAUCCGGGAAUAUUAUCGCGACGAUUCGGAGCGAACCGACCGGUACGAUGGGGAAUUACGGGUUACAAAGCAUGUUCGCGAAUGUGGAUGAGUUCGGGGAGAAGAUGAAAGGACGGUAUAAAAACGCAGACGAGGACAAAAACUCGAGCGGCGAAAGUAAUAAACGGGCGGCGAAAGAGUUAGAAGGGAGUGGAAUGUACGCUAUUGAGUUGAGCGGGAACAGAGUCGUUGGGAUUGUGGUUGGAUGUAAGGAUGGCGAGAACGGGAGGAAGUUUAAUCAGAUGCAAACGAUUAGCGCGUUUGCGCAAGCGAACGACGAGAGGAAGAAAGAGGAAGCGUGGUCGAUUUUGGAAUCGCUUCGAUUGACGACUGGGAAGACGUGCAGCGGGUGA